ACGGUGAGAAAACAAAAACAUUCUUCCUACGCAGAGAAGAAGAAACCUCAAAGAAAGCCAUCGUCUUCUCUCGUCUAUUUCUGCGGGUUAAGUUUUACACAGGAGAGGAGAGAUGGAUCAGAUAAUGAACAAAGUCGGUUCAUACUGGUUAGGACAAAAGGCAAACAAAGAGUUCAACUCCGUCGGUGACGAUUUCAAUUCAUUGUCGAGCAGUAUUGAAGGAGGUACCAAGUGGUUGGUCAACAAAAUCAAAGGAAAAAUGCAGAAGCCACUGCCUGAAUUGCUGAAGGAAUUUGGUCUACCGGUUGGGAUAUUUCCACAGGAUGCUACAAACUAUGAGUUCAACGAAGAGACAGGUAAGUUAACUGUCUUCAUCCCUGAGACCUGCGAGGUUGGUUACAGGGAUUCAUCGGUCCUACGGUUUUCAACUACAGUAACGGGUUACCUGGAGAAAGGGAAGCUAGCGGAAGUGGAAGGCUUGAAAACAAAGGUGAUGAUUUGGGUGAAAGUAACCUGUAUCUCAGCAGACGCCUCAAAGGUUUAUUUCACGGCCGGGAUGAAGAAAAGCAAAAGCAGAGAUGCUUAUGAGGUGAUACGGCCUGGUGUUGGUGUUGAUAAAUUCUGACUUUUUGAUCAACUUAAGGUGCAAUAACAAAAUAAUAUCAACUUUUUGAUGUUUGUUUUUGUACGCAUGCUUUGCUCCUUACCUUGUCUCAAACUAUAUAUUUGAAGCAAACUCUUACUUCUUAGUGUAAUAA
Molecule: messenger RNA, 758 nt
Organism: Eutrema salsugineum
Lineage: Eukaryota; Viridiplantae; Streptophyta; Magnoliopsida; Brassicales; Brassicaceae
Exons: 3
Coding region: 113-625 (170 amino acids)
Source: RefSeq, a predicted model, not a curated record